UUUCUUUCCCAAUUCCCAAAGAUAAGGUCUAAUUCCCAGCCUCUUGUUACAACAGCACUGUUACGCUUGAUCAGGUGGGCGGGCCUUGAGAGCAGCCAGCCCCCGCCUUCCCCUGAUCCUCCACUGAGAGAAAGAGCGAGAGAAGAGGAGGGAGGAGUGGGGAGGAGUGAGAAAGAGAGAGAGGCAGACUGACUCUGUGAGCUAGAGAAUGGAAGAGCAGUGUGUGAGAGCAAGAGUGAGAGAGUGAGAGCACGAGUACUCUGAGUUUAUGAGAGCGGCAGUCACUUCAGUUACUGUAGGACAACACAGCAGAUUGCUAUCGCAGCACACUGAGAGGAGGACACUAGAAGAAAGAGAUUGACAAAGAGCCUCUCUUUAUUAAGAGGGCACAUCGUGGGACUGACAAUAGCAGCCAACCAGAAGAGUCGUAGGUCGGUGUGUGCGUGAACAACUUCUCCUUGGUCCCCGAGAGAUCACCACCCCUGCAAAGUGCCGAGAUGAUCACAGGGGUCUUUCUGAUCUUGUGGCUGACAGGUCACGGAGUGAAUGCCAUGUUCGCGCAGCAGCCUCAAGACUUGGUAGUUGUGGCUGGUCAGCCGGUCACGCUCCCCUGCUCUAUCCCUGGUUACCAUGGGGUUGUGCUCUGGAUCAAAGAUGGCCUCGCUUUGGGUGUUGGAAGAGAACUUAUAGGUUACCCUCGCUAUGCUGUGGUCGGGGAUCACGGAACUGGUGAACACCACCUUCGCAUCCAAAGGGUGGAGCUGACGGAUGAUGCUGUGUUCGAGUGUCAGGCCAUCCAGGCUGCCAUGAGGUCUCGUCCAGCUCGACUCACUGUGCUAGUUCCACCUGAUGACCCCGUUAUCAUCGGAGGGCCUGUGGUGAGCCUGAGAGCGGGCGACCCCCUCAAUCUGACGUGUCACGCAGACAAUGCCAAACCCGCCGCCUCGAUCAUCUGGAUCCGAAACGGAGAGGUGCUGAACGGAGCCACGUACUCUAAGACUCUUCAUCGAGAUGGACGAAGAGAGAGCACUGUAAGCACCCUCUACAUUUCAGCCUCCAACAUUGAAACCGGGCAGAAGAUCAUCUGCCGGGCGUCCAACAAGGCCGUGCCCAAUGGGAAAGAGACUGGUGUCACUAUUGACAUUCAACACUUGCCGUUGGUGAAUCUCUCGGUGGAGCCUCAACCGGUUCUGGAGGGAAACCUGGUGAAGUUUCAUUGCUCAGCCAAAGCUAAUCCACCAGUCACCCAAUACAAGUGGGCCAAAGGAGGAAUCGUGAUAAAGGAAGUGUCUGGAGACACUUAUGAGGUCAUAGUGGAUCACUCAUUCUUCACAGAGCCAGUUUCAUGUGAGGUCACCAACCCGCUUGGGAGCACAAACAUCAGUCGCAAUGUGGACGUCUACUUUGGACCUCGGAUGGCUGCAGAGCCCCAGUCUUUACAGGUUGACCUGGGAUCUGAUGCUGUGUUUAACUGUGCCUGGACUGGAAACCCCUCUUUAACUAUUGUAUGGAUGAAAAGGGGCUCAGGAGUGGUGCUAAGCAAUGAAAACAUCUUGACAUUGAAAUCUGUCAGGCAAGAGGAUGCUGGGAAGUAUGUGUGCCGUGCUGUGGUGCCUCGUGUUGGAGCGGCCGAGAAGGAAGUCUCUCUCACCGUAAAUGGACCUCCAACCAUCUCCAGCACACAGACCCAUCAGGCUCCACACGGGGAGAAGGGACAGAUCAAAUGUUUCAUCCGCAGCACGCCACCCCCAGACCGCAUCGCCUGGUCCUGGAAGGAGACCGUCCUGGAGUCAGGGACAUCAGGUCGCUACACAGUGGAGACAGUAAGCACAGAGGACGGAGUGCUGUCCACCCUCACCAUGAGUAACAUCGUACCCGCCGACUUCCAGACCAUCUACAACUGCACCGCCUGGAACAGCUUUGGCUCCGAUACAGAGAUCAUUCGCCUCAAGGAACAAGGUGGGAGCCAAGGUUCUCUCCCUGUUGCUGUGAUCAUCGGCGUGGCAGUUGGCGCUUUCGUUGCUUUCAUCGUCCUCAUGGGAACCAUCGGCGCGUUCUGCUGUACGCGCUCUCAGAGAAAAGACGCUCACCUGGUCAUGCCUACACUGCCCACCUCCAUCUGUGCUCAGCAGAGAGAACUUGCAAGCAAAAUUAAGACAGAAAACCUCAAAGGAGUGGUAUCAGCCAAGAACGACAUUCGAGUGGAAAUCGUACACAAAGAUCACAACGCAGCCCGAGAAAACGAGGAUCACUCCGCCAUGAAACAGCUCAUGAUUGAACAGGGAGAGUUUCAGCAGGAGUCCGUUCUGAAGCAACUUGAAGUACUUCAGGAAGAGGAGAAGGAGUAUCAGCACAUCAAGGACCCAACAAAUGGAUACUACAGCGUGAACACCUUUAAGGAGCAUCAUGGCACCCCAACCACGCUGGCCGGAAACCAGACUGCAGAGCUCCGCCGAGACCCUGCCACAGCCACCACCGGCAAGCAGCGGGUUCCCACUGGAAUGUCUUUCACCAACAUCUACUCUACAUUGGGUGCCGGACCCAACCGUCUGUAUGACUACAGCCAGCGGUUCGUGCUGGGCAUGGGCAGCAGUUCCAUCGAGCUUUGCGAGCGAGAAUUCCAGCGAGGAUCGUUGAGCGAUUCCAGCUCUUUCCUGGACACACAGUGCGACAGCAGCGUCAGCAGUUACAGCAAGCAGGACGGCUACGUGCAGUUCGACAAAGACAGCAAGGCUUCAGCCUCCUCCUCGUCCCAUUACUCUCAGUCAUCAUCCCAGAACUCAGACCUCACGCGGCCACUGCAGAAACGCAUGCAGACCCACGUCUGACUGCAGGAGAUGGACAGAAGACAGAGGAAUCCAGUGCUAGGAUUGGCCAAAGGGGAUUGAACCCCCCCCACCCCCCAGAUGAGAAUCAGGAACCACUUCAAGCACAUAUAGCACGCCAGUUUCAUUUUAUCCUCCACUUCUGUUGCUUUUAAGAUUUCUUUGAUUUAUGUGGAUUUCCUCAAUUGUCCAGAUCUUAUUUACAGCUCUGAAAAGCCUUACCAGUUUCAGAACCUUGUCUUGGUCCUUCCAAAUGCUCUAAAAAUCUGGGCCAAAAACAGUGUGCCACAGUGAUGUUACUUGCCAACGUAAAAGGAACCUCUGAAUAGAACUAGUGUCCUUGUUGUAGUGACUUUGAAAUGGCUCGGAAUGUCCUCCUCAAAGAAAGCAUAGCAGCAUUGCUCAAAUGAACUCUUUGAAGACAGUUGAUGAAGGCUACACUUCAUAACUCUGUAGUCCAUUCACUCCUCUGCACCACUAGAGAACAAUGCUCGGUUGCUCUUGUACAUUAAAGCACAACUGUUAAAGUUGUAUGUAAGACUUCUCAAUGCCUCUACCACAGCUAGCUAAACAAAUUAUAUAUAUAUAUAUAUAUAAUUUGGACAAAAAAUGUAUGAACUGAAUUAACAACUAAUGUCUGUCAGAAUCUUUGGAUUCUGGCCCUUCUGACAAAGGUUUGUCUGACAUACAAAUGUGAGAUGUGGCUCUGAGCUGUCGGUUUACCAUGCAGAGAUGGGAUAUAUUUGUGUACUUUGUUGUUCUUUCUUUCUGAAAAUUCUUUAUUUUUAGUGUUUUAACAACAUGGUUUUAAAAUUAAUUGGACUCGCACUGGGAUCUAGGAGAAUGAUGUAAUCUGCUUGCCUUGAGUAAGACUAUUUAAGGCGUGUAGACAUUUGUGGUUGUAAGAGGGAUUUUCACUUUUUUUUAAAAAACUCUUAUUUCCAAAAAGGGUUGAUUUGGGUUGGUGUGAAUAAUGCACCAAUGGUCGGAAACGAUGUGUUUGAAUUUUAAAAAUACACUCGUCCUGUUGUGAGAAGUCGAAUUUUGACACAAAAAAAAAAAUAUUCCUUUUGAUUCAUAAAAAAAAAAACAUCUGUGCUUGUUACACAUGUUCUAGAGAUCUUUUCAAGCUGCUUGUUUCUUGCAGAGCACACAUUUUGUUAACAGUGAAAACACUGUAAAUCACGAUCCGAGUAGUUCGCUUUUUGCUCCAGAUUGAAUCUGUCUACUGUUCAUGUGGUUGGCGUUGGACUGUAGAGCAUUGAUUACUCUCACUGUUAUAAGUGAGUAAUUUGUGUACAUGUUUUUUGAAUGGAGUGUGGGCAUUCAUGCUUAAUGUAAAUGUAUGUUGUUUUAUUUUCCCUUUUUUUUCAAUGUUUUAGUCUACAGAACUGAAAUUGCAAUUCAUGACACUACUGAUAACUCAAGCACUUCUAGACUCGACACUUGUAAAGUAAAACCACUCUUCGACCUGAAUCAGUGUGCUGGAAUCAAGCUAACAACAAUCAAGCUUCGUAUGACAUGUAGAAAGACACAAAAUACACAAAAGCCAGUGCCGUGGUGUAUGAAAAGCUGGAAACUAGAGACCAAAUAUAGUGACAAAACCUUUGACAAGAAUAGCUCAAGACAGACAUAUUUCCAGCUGUUCUGAAAUUAUAACUCUUCCAGGACUCUUCGCAAGAGACUUUAGCUUAAGCCACAGUUCCAAUGGUGCUGGCCCACGUGCUUUGCCAAAAGAAUUGGGAAAUCAUCUGCUCUAUUUCCCAAUUCAUUCUGCAUUUUGGUUAUCACUAUCCUGAAGAGAAAUAGUCAGACUGCCAAAAAAAAAAAAAAAAAGUCUCAAUUAUAGCAACAUGUUUCUAGUGCUAGACUAGAGUACAGCCAUUAUCUAUGUGGUGUUACAUUUAAGUGGCAUAAUUGUAUAAAAUUGCCACUGACCCUUUAUAACAAGGUUCAGGCUCAUCCCAGUACGAGUACAAACUCUGCUUGCAUCCGGUGAUACCGACACCCUUUUUCGCUUCCAAAGUUUACCCGGGUUAGAUGACACUCUGAACCUACAUUUAAUUGACUAACCCCUCCAGUCCUGCCCUGUUACUGCACAAACAGACAGGGUGUGAAAGCUAUCAGUGUAUUUUGCUUAUCAAAGCUUCCAAAACUUCACUCCUCUUUUAUCUCCUCUUCAAGUCAUCACCCAUUCUUCCUUGCUCAUAAAGAUAAAUAUGACCAGACGCGAUCCCUUAAAUAAACAAGGGGGAGGAGCUGUGGCAUCUCCCACUUGAACCGCAAAGAUCUUGGUUUUAACCCAGAGGAAGAUUUGUGAUUUGUACCGACCUGACAAUCCCUCCCUUUAACCCGAAAACAAGAAACACUGCAAGGUGUGACGCCGCUGAGUCAGUCGGCUCUGUAAGCACUUUACGUAUGAUUAUAUUUGUGGCAUUUCAAUGGGUUUCAUACAUGAGUGCUGUUGGAUGAGUCUAAUUUUACAAAUGGAUUGGUGCCCAUUGUGGGGCUUAAACACGAAAAGGCCUGUUUCAGUGCUGAUAAUGCAGCUCAGUCCUCACUACACUGUAUAUAAAUCCCUCAUGCUCUCUGUGUAAAUUUGCAGUUAUUUUGCUUUGUUCUUUAGUCAGUUUGAUUCAUAAAGUGCAGAAAGCAAACUGCACCAUUGAUGCUGUACAAACGAUCACUUUAUAUUUGAUAUUUUUUUUCCUCUUUCAGCAUAGCCAAUGCUAUAGCCAUAGGCAGAGAAGUGUUUCAAAUUAAAUGUCCAUAUGUUUCUUACAGUACCUUGGCCUGUCAUUCUGUAUUCCAACACACAGCAAUCCAGCUUGCAGCGUGCACUGAAUAUAGAUCCGGGGUUUCUACACCUUUUGACCAUUUUGUGAUUACUGGAGAAAUCAUUUUACUGAGACUGACCAGAAAAGGCUAUUUGCGAGGGAGAAGAAAUACCUUAAAGCCGAGCAUAACAAGAAAUAGGCUCAAUAUUGAAGAUAUUUGUGGGUGCCCUGUAAAUAUGGAAAAUGCCAAAUCAUAAUUCUCAUUUCAUAGUAUUAUCAGUUUUAAAUGCAGGAGCCGAAGUGUGAAUACUUUAUCCUGCACUGUAGUUUAAUAAGGAGAGACAACAUGUAAGGAGAGACAACAAGUAAGCCAUUUGUAAACCAUAAAAAGAAAAAAAAAAAAGAAAAAAUUCUCUGUUUGUUUGAAAAUCCACACAUAGCAACAAUGGCUCAACCAAUGGCAUUCGAUUGAGGGCGUGGCUUCCUGUUAGUUUGUGUAAUAAUAGAUUAGGGAAAAAUGAGAAUUCAUUUUUGCAAUUCUGUUUGGUGAUGCUGGUUGCACAAAAAAUAUACACUUCUGCUUUAAAUUGCACAGAAAGUCCGGAAUUUUAGCAUGUUAAAAAAUAUAUAUACAUUGUGUCAAUCACGCUUACACACUGCCUCCAAAACUUUCAUCCGUUAUAAAAAAAUUGGACCCACUUUAUAUUAAGUGGCCUUAACUACUAUGUACUUACAUUUUGAUUAAUGAUUUAGUACAAUAUACUUAUUGUGUGCAUACAUGUUUUUACAUUGUACUUAUAUUAAAAAAAAAACUACAUGUAAUCACAUCUGUAUUUAAUUUCUGUAAUUACAUUUAUAAUUACACUAUUGACCCAUACUUUACACCUUAACACACCCUUAAACUUACCCAUACCUACACAACCCUCUCCCUAACCUUACCCCUAUCCCACCUCAAUAGCAGCAAAAGUGUUUUACAAUACAGUAUGAACACAAUAAGUACAUUGUACUUAUUUUUUUAUGUAAGUACAUAGUAGUUAAGGCCACCUAAUAUAAAGUGGGACCAAAAAAUGUACUAAAUGAUAAUAAAAUAAAAAGGAUAGGAAAGGAUGACGAAUACAAAAAAACGCAUAUGAAAAUUCUCCUGACAUGAACUGAAUCAAGGGCAGUUAUUGUACCGUUCCUUCUGCUGCUGCAUUAACUUCCACUUUAAAAUGCUAAUACAGCCAUAUGGAUAUGUAUUAUUUGACAUGAACAUAUGCAAUAACAAAUUAUACCAUAUGGACUAGUCGAUACGGUCUUAAAACAUGGCAAAAGACUGAAAAAUCCCUCAAAACAGUUCACCAUUCAUGUACAGAAGCCGCUAUGUGCUAGAAUGAGCAUGGCGUCUGUAAGCAAAUAUUGGAUUUGGGCUGUUGUUCUGUUUGAGUAGCUCUGCGUACUCUUUUGUAGCCUGUGUACUUUUCUUAUCGCCCAGCCCUGGUGAGAUUCAAUCCCUUCUCCCACUGGAACGCAAGUCUUGCCCGCUUCACCGGAUGGUCAUACACUUACAACCAAAGCAAACAGUUGAACAAAUACCACUCUGGAUGACGGGCCAGGGUCAUUGCCAGCCGCAGACAGCAGACCACAUUUAUGGCUUUUACAUUUCUCCCCUGACAUUUCAGGACAGCCAGGCGGGCUACUGGCUGAUGAAAUGUUAGGAAUUCCCCUCCCUCGUGAUACCGUUUUAUAUAGACCCCUCCAUUAUAAUGAUCCCUGAGUAAGUUUUGUUUGAGGAUGGUUACAUUCGAGGCUGUAUUGGCAUAUUAUUGUGUAAUAAUUUCUGUACGAAUUGCAUUGGUGAAUUGUUCUCUGUAAAACAAUCAGAAUGUAGGUGAGCGGAAUAUAUCAUGAUGUACAAUGAUGGGCAGCUCUUUCUGAAUGGUUCGUAUCAUUCGUAUCUUUUCUACAUGUCCCGAGCACUCUCUUUGUUAGAUUUUUAUUUGUAUUUUUGUUUCCAAAAAACAACAACUUGUUAGUUUUCAAGUAACAUGCUACUGCCGUAAGAAACAUGGUGUGUGCACAGAGGUCGGGAAAAUCAAUCCAGCAGUUCUGAAGUUAUUAUACUGUAAUGUACCGGGGUUAUGGAAGAAGGUUAACCACUAUUUUCUCACAGUGACUCUCUCUAUCAGUAAAAGCAUUAACAAGAUGUACUUUACCUGUAAUGGUCCGUGAUCUUAUGAUGCUUUGGCUCUGUAUAUUUCUGAAAGAAAAUUGAAAAUCAUUGCAAAAA
This is a messenger RNA of Carassius gibelio (silver crucian carp), 7871 nucleotides long. Its product is annotated as kin of IRRE-like protein 3. The record is from RefSeq and is a predicted model, not a curated record. Gene Ontology annotation, cellular component: cell-cell junction. The transcript has 16 exons. The coding region runs from base 498 to 2828 and encodes 776 amino acids. Gene Ontology annotation, biological process: synapse assembly; cell-cell adhesion. NCBI's taxonomy places the organism in Eukaryota, Metazoa, Chordata, Actinopteri, Cypriniformes, Cyprinidae. Gene Ontology annotation, molecular function: cell adhesion molecule binding.